Molecule: messenger RNA, 4859 nt
Organism: Chara braunii
Lineage: Eukaryota; Viridiplantae; Streptophyta; Charophyceae; Charales; Characeae
Source: the annotation of a GenBank genome assembly
GACUGGAGGAAUGGCGUCUCGCUGACCAUCCCUCUCCUUUGGGCAACUUGAUACAGCGGUCUGCUUUUGGUUGGUUGAAAUUUCUGGCGGCGCAUUUGUGUGAUUGACGGUGCAGUCAACGGACGGGAUUGCCUCGGAAGAUUGUGGUCACGGUGAAUCUGGAGGAGAAUGCAAGCAGCUCUCUCCUCGGCGAUACUCCGAUUGAAUGGAAUGAUGGAGUGUCGAUUUGCGUACUGCUGAGAGGAAGUUUGCGAGCUAUGGCCACCUCGCAGUUAUCUCUACUAUCAUUGUGCUGUCCUCUCGGCUGACGUCCGUCUCUGUUGUUCUCUGUUUUGCGCGUCGUCUUUGUCUAGCCUUCCUGGCCCCGCUUCUUAAAGUGGCUUUGCAAUUGCCAAGUAGGACGUUUCUGCGGGCCACGAAUUCUCUCUCUCUCUCUAAUUGUCCCUUGUAAUUCUCUCUUCGCUACAAUCUUUUCCGUAUUGAGUGCCCGGUGACAUGCUCGAUUGCAUCGUUGUUCUCGUGCGUCUCUCUGAGAAGAGGAGGUGGAGGCGCUUCGUUAUCAUCCAGCAGCCGGCGGGUCGGAAUUAACCAGGAGGAGCAGGAAAGCAUCAUUGUAUGCGCGUCGGCCCGUUGGUUUAGGUGAAGAACGAUUAAGUGGAAUAGAGGUAGGUGUAGUGAUCAUUACGACGUGUGCUGGACCGCCUGAAGUGGAAAAGUAAGUGGAAGAGAGGGAGGUGUAGUGAUGAUUGCAAUGUCUGCUGAACUGCCUGGUGCGUUGUUGAAGAUUUGCGCCCUCUGGAUGUGUCUUGUGGCCCUUGUUUAAUUGGCGCGCCCUGCGUUUCGAGAGCGACGUCGAUCAAGUGAGAGACAUUGGUCCAGAGAACACCAUCCGUCUUAACCAUCGUCGCACGCCGGCGUGCGACGGCGCAGGAUUCCAUCCCGGCGCGUACUAUUCCUAAACUAAAUCUUAGUGUUUCGCCCGCGUCGCCAAUUCGAGAACAGUUAGUUGACCCUUUCUGCUUGAGAGGGAGGGGGUGGGGUGUCGAGUGUGUGUGGACGGACAUCGAACGGACGUGACGUGAUAGAGUCGCUUGCGUUUGGAGGGAGAACUCUUCAUCGUUAGUGCACACAGGGCGGGGGGUGGGAGCGAGUCGAUUGUUGGAUGUUAACUCCUCGUUGCGGCUCUGUUUUCCGGCGCUCUUCGUCUUCUCUCUCUUUUUGAAAGACCUAUGUAGAAGAGUAGGUAGUCAUCCCCUCCACUUUUGAGGUAGGUUUUGUUCCGUAGGACUAGAUCUGGAGACCUUCCUGCGGAUAGCAACAAAAACGUGGUGUUAUAUUGCGUUCGAAGUCAGGGUACUGGCGGAGUCUCUCUCCUGAAAGCACCUUGUAGUAGAGAAGCGGAUCAAGGCAGGACGUCGUCUGGCGGCUAUGGUGGACAGAGGGCCGCGCUAACUAUCGCGUGCUGUAGAACAGGGAGAUUAGAGCCGCUUCCGGUAGCACAGCAAGGGGGUAUUGGUGGAAAGUACGUCUAACGAGAAGAUACACGGACGAGAGAAGGGGGAAGGGGUGGGGGUUGCGGGGAUUGACGGAUAACGUGGGGAGGGGAAGGUGGUGUGUUUCGCCUUUUGCUGCCCUCUGGGGUAGGCUUUGUAUGGUGUGAAGAGACAUCCGGGUAGCUAGCGAAGGUCGGCUUUGCUUCGUUGUACGCGAAGCCGGCCAGCUGGCAGGCGUACGCCGACCGUCUUUCAAAAUGGGGAGAGAUGUCCGCAAGGGGGGGGGGGACGAUGAGGCGGCGAAGAGUUUUCAGAAGUUGCUGGGUGAUGUAGGAGCGUGGGCGAUGAAUAUUGUGAGCUCAGUGGGAAUCAUCCUUGUGAACAAACAGCUGAUGUCGAACUACCACUUCACCUUCGCGACGACGCUGACGGCCAUGCACUUCUCGAUGACCGGUCUGAUGGGGUUGAUCUCCCAGUCGCUAGGAUACGUAACUAGUAAACACGUGCCGUUCUUUGAUCUUCUAUGGUUCUCGUUGAUUGCAAACACGUCGAUUGUGGGGAUGAAUGUGAGUUUGAUGCUGAACUCGGUGGGGUUUUAUCAAAUUGCCAAGCUGAGUAUGAUCCCGGCCACGUGCCUGUUCGAGCAUCUUUUGCAUGGAAAGACGUUCAAUAGGGAGGUGAAAGGGAGUAUCCUGCUCGUGUUAAUGGGGGUCGGAAUUUGCACGGUGACGGAUUUUCAUGUGCGAAUGGGGGGUUUCUUCGCGGCGGUCAUCGCCGUGGUGAGCACGUCUCUGCAACAGAUUUUCAUCGGCGCGCUUCAGAAGAAGCACAGCGUCACUCCCUCAGAAUUGCUCUCGAAAACUGCCCCUCUUCAAGCUUGUUCUCUCCUUCUUUUGGGUCCGUUUGUCGACUACCUUCUUGUCGGCACCAAAAUCACGGAUUACCAAGGCGAGUUCUCCGCGUUCGCCUUCAUUCUUCUUUCUUGCGCUCUUGCUAUCUUCUGUAAUCUCAGUCAGUAUCUCUGCAUCGGACGGUUCAGCGCCGUCUCGUUCCAAGUCAUUGGCCACAUGAAGACCGUUCUUGUGCUGCUCAUGGGUUGGACACUCUUCGAUACGCAGAUCACCAUGAAGAACGUCUGCGGUGUUCUGCUGGCUAUCGUGGGGAUGAUUUGCUACGGCAAAGCGACCGAGAGGGCGAAGCAUCCUCCCAUGGAUAUGGCUUCCAGCCCGGGCAAGAAGGGUGAGCUCGGUCUUCUGCUCUCCACAGGUGGGGAACACGGCAAAGACGGCCCCGGCAUUCUCAAUGGCUCUUCCGCGUACGACGGCGACGACGAGGAGAUGGGGUAUCGCACCAAAGGUAGAAGGGAGAACGAGGAUUGAAAAAUAAGUUUAGCAAUGGAUGGAUUUGUUUAUCACGUGACGACGAUUGCUGGUGUGUGCCAGUGAAUCCGAAUGCAAUUAGGUCUUGUUGCGGGGGGAAAUGUCGAUGCUUGGCCACCCCUCAGGGAGGGAGGCGUCGCGCGCCCUCCACCCAUGGGCUUAGGGCGGUCGUUUGCAGAAAUUGCUCUUUCUCCGCGUGCGGAUUUCGACACUAUCCUGAGGUUAUCGCCACGCGGCGCCCCCUCGAGUUGCAGUCCAUCUGCUCGUGCUUGACGCUGUGUCGCGCUGGCAAGAGCGAGCGCACAGGCAAUCUCCCUAUGUUUCUCCUUUUGCCCUCUUUCCCAUGCUUUCCGUCGGGUAUUUAUGCUGCCCCACACCUCAUUUCGCUCAUUCCCGCAGGUCUCCUCUUCGACUUUUUGCCUUUUUUCCCUGAUUAUUUGGUGCCCGGACUUGUGGUUCCUCCACACUUGGGUCAUUUUAUGUUCCUAGGGGAUUUCCCUUGCUGCGUUCUCCUUAUGGUGUGCCUGUGGAUGGGAGAAGUAGACACUGAAACAGGUCUGGACGUGUGCGCGUGCUCUCUCUCUCUCUCUCUCUCUCUCUCUGUGUGUGUGUGUGUGUGUGUGUGUGAGAGAGAGAGAGAGAGAGAGAGAGAGAGAGAGAGAGAGAGAGAGAGAGAGAGAGAGAGGAUGUAAGGUGGGAAGGUUGUGUGAAGGAGUGAGGGAGAGGCGGGAACACGUGGGGUUGCAGUGUGGCGUUGGCAGGGGUGACCGGUGAGAUUUAUAGUGUUGGUCGGUGGUAGAUUGGUCGUUGAGGGAAAGUGGCGGUCAAUGCAAGAUUUGGUGGGAGCUUGUGAAAUGCGCUCUCUACGGUGCUAGUUUGCUGUAGUGUGACGUGGUGAUUUCGAUCUCCGAUUGCGACUCCCCGGGUGAGUGGCAUUACGUUCUCUGUUUCAGCAUUCACUCGAGCAGCAAGCAGUAAUUUCGUUGGUUCGUUUCAAGAAGAGAAGCGCCCAACUUUCAUUCUGUUUCCUCUUUCUCAUUCCUAUUCCUCCGUUGUGUUUCUUCCUCUAUCAUCAUCAUGUCUCUUUCGGCCCGACUUCUGAAACGUGGGCCGCUUAUCCUAUCAUUAAUAAUCGACGCGCCUGCACGGGUAAUUUUGGCCGGUGCUCAGGCGAAUGUGCGGAGUGUCAAUGAUUGCAUACACAUUCCACUGUGUCUUUGAAUUCCUUGAGAGGCGAAAUUGGCGAAAUUGUCAACAUUCGGGUAAUUUAUUACUUAAAGCGGAGGUGAGGGAGCGAUGGAUUUACUAAGAUUGAAUAGGAGUGGGUGGUCCAGGGUCGUUUCAGGUAUAGUUUAGCAGCGGAGGAGGAGGAGGAGGAAGAAAGUGAGUAAGUAGUUAAGGAUGCGGCGGCUGAGUGAAUAAAAGCCUUUGGCGGACAGGAUGCAGUUUCUCCUAGUUGAAAUGCGAUAUUCAAUCCUUGUUCAUGUCGAUUGAUAGGUGUUAUAAGAGUGUGGGUGGUUCGCUGUGUCGUCCUGAUGGUGGUGAAUGGAGGGAUUGGAUUAUCAGGAUGGUCGUCGUCCUGAUGAUGGCUGAAGGGAGGAUGGAGAUGGCGACGGCAAGAGGGCGUAUAAGUGAGAAAGGAUUUGAUGACGAGUGGAUUAUUGUCGGGACCUUGACAAGAAUAUCUUUCCUUUCGUGUUUGAUUAGGGAGAUGAGUUCGUUGUGAGCUUUAUGGUGGUGGUCCCAGGCAUCGUGUUAUGUCUGGUAAUUGGAAAACGAUGUUUGGUGUUAGGAAAGCGGGACUGGAGAGCAGCGUUGUAUCGUUCGUUGACAGAUAUACGAUUGCGCUUCUUUUCAGUGGUGGUCCCAGUCUAAAUGGUUUUUGAUACUAGAAGUCUAAAUGGAAGAAGAUAGUGGGGCACAAGCGAUCACGUGUGUAGGGUCGGGGAGGUGUGAAAGGCGGGUUCUCCACGGCGGCUAACAGAUC